Cyphellophora europaea CBS 101466 is the source of this 3981-nucleotide messenger RNA. RefSeq lists its product as uncharacterized. The coding region runs from base 1 to 3981 and encodes 1326 amino acids. NCBI's taxonomy places the organism in Eukaryota, Fungi, Ascomycota, Eurotiomycetes, Chaetothyriales, Cyphellophoraceae. Gene Ontology annotation, biological process: inositol metabolic process; inositol phosphate biosynthetic process. Gene Ontology annotation, cellular component: cytosol. Gene Ontology annotation, molecular function: diphosphoinositol pentakisphosphate kinase activity; inositol hexakisphosphate kinase activity; 5-diphosphoinositol pentakisphosphate 1-kinase activity. The transcript is spliced from 3 exons. The record is from RefSeq and is a predicted model, not a curated record.
AUGGUCUCAACCACUGCCACUGAUUCGACCCAUGUCACCACUGCCUCCUCCGGAGCGACAUCAACACCAGGUCUGCCAGUGCUCUCGCCUCCUGCUAUCUCAGAAGAGUCUCCUAACCUGUUCAAUUUAGUCGGUGCAACUUCCAACCCUCAGGUGUCUUCCUCAGGUCCUGUUCCCAAAAGCGAUUCGGCUAGCCAGUCUUUGAAGCCGGAAACAGCCACCGGAGUUGCAGCUCUGCCAAACCGGGCGCCUAGGAACAACGUUCCUCGGUCCAUUUCAUCUAGUCGCAGACUUAGCACGCCGAGUCAGAAGUCGGUUGAGAUACCCGUGAAGGAGACAAAGAAAGUCGUCGGAACGGUCGGCGUAUGUGCGCUGGAUGUAAAAGCCAGAAGCCGUCCAAGCCGGCAGAUCCUGACGAGGCUCCAAGCUGACGGCGAAUUUGAGGUUGUGAUUUUUGGUGACAAGGCCAUCCUCGAUGAAGAUGUCGCAAAUUGGCCAGUCUGUGACUUCCUUGUGGCUUUCUUCUCCGAUGGCUUUCCUCUGGAUAAGGCCAUUGAGUACGUGCAGUUGCGCAAACCAUUUGUGGUAAACGAUCUUGCGAUGCAGAAGGUUUUGUGGGACCGCAGAAUCUGCCUCAGAAUCUUGGAUCAAAUGCAGGUCCCUACUCCAAAACGCAUUGAGAUUAAUCGUGACGGAGGCCCGAAACUCGAUUCUCCAGAACUAGCACAGCACAUGCGAAAAAUGAAUGGCGUCAGUCUUCCGGGCCCAUCGAGUGGCGUAGGGGGCGGUCUUGCACCACCCAGGUCUGUCGAGAUGCCGGAUAACGACACUUUGCUGGUUGAUGGCCUAUCCAUCAAGAAACCUUUCGUUGAAAAGCCGGUCAGCGGGGAAGACCACAACAUCAUUGUCUACUUUCCCGAGAGUUACGACGGCGGAGGUGGUCGUCGGCUUUUCAGAAAAGUUGGCAACAAGUCCUCAGAGUUCGAUCCGAAGCUGAUCGUACCCCGCUGCAUGACGGAGCCAUCAAACAGCUUCAUCUAUGAACAAUUCCUGAAGACUGAGAAUGCUGAAGAUGUUAAGGCAUACACCGUGGGCCAUGACUAUUGCCAUGCCGAGACGCGCAAGUCUCCUGCAGUUGAUGGUCUCGUUAAGCGCAACACUCACGGCAAAGAGAUGCGAUAUGUGACCAACCUCAGUCCUGCCGAAAAGGAAAUGGCCUCCAGAGUCAGCAGAGGCUUUGGGCAACGAAUUUGCGGCUUGGAUCUGCUUCGCGCGAACGGCCAGAGCUUCGUCAUCGAUGUCAACGGGUGGAGUUUCGUGAAAGAUAACGAAGGCUACUAUAAUGAGUGUGCCAAGAUACUCAAAGGCAUGUUCUACAACGAGAAAUUGAAGCAAGAUGGCGUGUCAGCCGACGAUACAUCCUCAGACGGUCGCGGGGAAGCGUCUCCAAACCGCCGGGAUACAAGCACCAGUGUUGGAGGCUCGCAUUCCCAUCGCCAAGCUCUCAAAAGCAUUUUCAAGUCACCCAGCAUAACCAAAUUGUCGCAGCAUAUGCCACAUUCAAGGAACCAUCAACAUGGAGCAUCCUCGCCCAAGACUUCAUCCGUCACGACUCCCAUCAGUUCUCCCCCGACUAUGGAACGUUCUAUGGGAAGUAUUGUUCCUGGGACGAAGAGUUCCGAGCCUGAUGCAGUACUGCCGCCGCCGAGUAUUACUGAGCCUGCUGUUUCAGACACAGCUUUGAUCGAAGCUCCCGGGGUAUCCGAGCAGGCGCAAGGCCCAGAGACCACAGCGCCAAUGCCUAGCUCCAAGCACUCCUGGAAGUUGAAGGGCGUGGUUACCGUGAUCCGUCAUGCCGAUCGGACUCCGAAACAGAAGAUCAAGUUCACGGCUCAUUCCCAGGUCUUUGUUGAUUUACUCAAAGGCCAUCAUGAAGAGGUCUUGCUAAAGGGAGAAGCUGCUUUAGCCAGCGUUGAAGCUGCCGUCAAAACCGCACAGCGAGAAAAUCUCGAAGACCAGGAUAAGCUCCGAAACUUGCGCAAUGCCUUGGCACGAAAGCGCAGCCACCCAGCUACAAAAGUUCAGAUCAAGCCAAUGUUCCGAAAGCGCAGACCAGAUGAUGCUCUUCCGGGCUCGUCAUCCCCUAAUCUCGAGAAAUCUAUUCCUGAGCAUGCCGAGGCCCACAUCCCGCAGUCCCCUUUGUCUCCUCCUCUUGGUGACGAAAUGAAGAAGACGACAACGAGGAGCGACUCGAUCUCGGGCGCGACGUUCUCGCGAUAUUCAGCAGCUGAACACGAUCUGGUUUUGGACAAGCUCCAGCUGGUCAUGAAGUGGGGCGGAGAGCCAACACACUCGGCUCGCUACCAAUCUCAAGAUCUUGGCCAGAACAUGAGGGAUGACUUCAAACUACUGAAUAGAAAGGUUUUGGACGAUGUGCGGAUCUUCACCAGCUCUGAGAAGCGUGUCCGCACGAGUGCUCAGAUCUGGGCCGCGGCUUUCCUGGGUCGCGACGAUAUCUCUGAAGACUAUAUACAGGUGCGGAAGGACCUGCUAGAUGAUUCCAACGCCGCCAAAGACGUCAUGGACAAGGUCAAGAAGAAGCUUAAGCACCUUCUUCGCGAGGGAAACUCGGUACCGGAGGAAUUUGCCUGGCCUAAGGACGUUCCGGAACCCUUUAUCGUCAUGCAAAGUGUGAUUGAUCUUCUACGAUUCCACCGAAAGGUCAUGCGCUACAACUUCAAGAAGCUCAGCGGCGGAGCCGCGGCCUCGCUAGCAGCCAUCAAUUCACCCGAGAGCAAAAGCAGCAGUAAUUCCCGAGAAGCCGUUGACGUCAAUUCGGUUCAAGCAAGAUGGUGCACCGGCGAGGAUGCGGAACUUUUCAAAGAGCGAUGGGAGAAGCUGUUUGCCGAAUUUUGUGAUACAGACAAGGCGGAUCCGAGCAAGGUCUCGGAGCUCUACGAUACGAUGAAGUACGAUGCACUGCACAACAAAGCCUUUCUGGAAUGGGUGUUUACACCAAGUCAAACCGUCAUUGACGAGAUCGAGCUCGAGGAAGCCACAAGCUCACAGCUUGUUUCCCCAGAGUCUGAGAAAGAGGAUCCGGUACCAGGUGUGGACCGGCAGGACACUACCACAUCGCUUUCGCCCAGUGAUCGCCAUUCUCUUGCCAAGAAGAUGGGGUUCAGACGGCGGUCGGUCCUGGCUCAGCCGCCAUCGACGCCACCAUUGACUAGCUACGAGCAGGAUGCUUCGUAUUUCAAAUUGUUUGGUGGCAGUGGAGACACCAGAGGAAAGCAGGAUAAGCGCCUUGCUCGGCUGCGAGGGCUGUAUCGAUACGCCAAGAUACUCUUCGAUUACAUCGGUCCUCAAGAAUAUGGCAUCUCGGACCAUGAAAAGCUGGAGAUUGGGUUGCUAACCUCUUUACCACUACUCCGAGAGAUCGUACAGGAUCUUGAGGAGUUGCAAGCUACCGGAGAUGCGAAGAGCUUUGUAUACUUCACCAAGGAGUCUCAUGUCUACACGCUGCUGAAUUGCAUCAUGGAGGGUGGCAUAGAGACCAAGAUUAAGCGGGCCGCCAUACCAGAGCUUGACUACCUGAGUCAAAUCUGCUUUGAACUGUAUGAGGCACAAGACGCGGACACGAAGGAAUCGGCAUACUCAAUCCGCAUCAGUAUCAGCCCAGGUUGCCAUACCAUCGAUCCUAUUGACAUUUCUCUCGACUCGAAACACGUCAUUGGAUCAGCGCCGCGCAGAAGCCUCACGAACCAUCAAGACUGGAAAGAGGUGAUUUCGACGUUGAAAGCGAAAUUCGACACGGUGCAGCUGCCCAAGAGCUUCUUGGCCAUCAAUGUCAGCGCCAAACACGAAGAGGAUGCUCAGGGGGCUGGCGAACUUAUGCAAGAAGAGGAUUCUCAGCUGAAAUUAAAGCAAACCGACGCAGGUGUAGCAGUCCUCCAGAAUCCCAACCUGGACGCUCGAUGA